Messenger RNA from Annulohypoxylon truncatum, 2989 nucleotides. RefSeq lists its product as uncharacterized. The record is from RefSeq and is a predicted model, not a curated record. The coding region runs from base 109 to 2919 and encodes 936 amino acids. Gene Ontology annotation, molecular function: DNA-binding transcription factor activity, RNA polymerase II-specific; zinc ion binding. The transcript is spliced from 5 exons. Gene Ontology annotation, biological process: regulation of DNA-templated transcription. NCBI's taxonomy places the organism in Eukaryota, Fungi, Ascomycota, Sordariomycetes, Xylariales, Hypoxylaceae.
UUCUGACCAUUGAACCGUUGUACCUUUCUCUUGCUUACAUCAGACUAUAUCUUGUAUCUUACCAACCAAUGUCAACUAGAUCGCUAUUCGCUAGUCGGUGAGGUUGAUAUGGCGUUCUGCACCUAUUGCGGCAAAAGUUUCCAACGCAACGAGCAUCUGGAACGUCAUUUGGCGACUCACACUAAUAUCAAACGCUUUAAGUGUUCAAUAUGCCAUAUAUCAUUCUCAAGAGGGGAUGUGCUCCAAAAGCACCUAGCAAUCCACGGAGAUGUUGAUGCCGACUCACCUCCAGGUGUUGUGAGAGUGAGGGCCAGGACCCAGACAGCAUGUCGCAAUUGCGCCAAGAUGAAAGCUAAAUGUGAUUCAAACUCACCAUGCAACAGAUGCCGAUCAAAGAAAUUGACCUGUGAUCGCCAAUCGAAAAGGGCACGAGCAGCAGCUGUCUCGGAUCAGUCGCAGCACAUACGCGUUGACGGUGAUGGCGAAUCCCCGGAACUCGCAAGCAAUCGCGAAAACGAUGAUCUCAAUGAGCCGGGAACUCGUAAUCAAGACGGUCAUAGCGUGGGCCAUCCUGAACCGCGAUACGAGGCUGAGCCGCAGCCACAGCCGCAGCCGCAGAAGGAAUUGGGAAUAUUCAUAAACAAUCGUUCUCUCAUGGAUUGCGCGACCGAAUCGGUAUCUGGUCAAAACAACCUGGUAGCAUCUGGAACUGACCUGGCUCAGAAUGUUCCACCUCUAGUAGAGUGGCCAGCCGCGGAUGGUUGCCAGCAAAUUGAUGCCUCUAGUCUUAGUCACUUUGUUCCUGAAAACCCCACGAGUGACGUGACGACCGGUGUACAAGAUUUUAUUGGAGGCCAAAGCGACCCAGCUAGCAUUAACUUGCAAGUCUCACCUCAAAAUAGUCACGACGGUGGCUGGGACUCGUCUAUCCAGCCAAUGGCCUCAGCCUUAGAGCAUCCAGCUGUUCUCGAAGGUCGAGAUUACUGGUCAUGCUUUCGAUGCAAUCCUACGAAGGACCCCAUUACCUGCCCUAGGACAGCUGGGAUUUUCCUCGAAAGUCUCAGCCAAAUGCCAAAGUAUGAUCGGCUCUGGAGUUGGUUCGAUCUCGAUUUCUCCGGCCCAGCUUUUACAGAAAAGAUAGUCAGUAUGCCAGUGUUAGAAAACACGCGGGACACGUUAUCGGCUAUCUCACAAUCGUUCCUCCAAAAAGCACUCGAAGUUCACAAGUUAGAUCCCGCGGCGGCCUCUGUUGACGCAGCUUCUCCAAGUAGUGACGUCUCCCGUGGUUUUCUCGUUCUACCUCCCUCAGCGACUCUCGAUUAUUUCCUCGGGGAAUACAUGCGUCUAUUCGAACCUUUCUACAAACUUAUACCUGCUGGGGUCUUGGAUGCUAAUUUUCUGUUGGGAGGAAGUAAUAACCGUGCGGGCACGUUAUUAAUAUUGCUUAUGAUCGCCCAAGCGGCUAGUUCAGACCCCACCACUGAGGGCCGUCGCCUUUCAGCGGGCCUGACAGAAGUUUGCAGGAUAUCGCUCUUUGAUUUGAUAGAGAAGGAUGUCUCUACAUGCCACCACUCGCUUCCUGUGCAUUCAGCCUUGUUAUUCAUAACUCAAGCUGUUUGGAGCGGCGACAAAUGGUUGAUGGAUAUUGGCUCUGGUCAACGAGGCAUCUACAUCGCGAUGGUUCGAAGUGGCGGCCUUUUCGAUAUUCGGGACAAUUAUCCGGAUUCUGGUGGCGAUUGGGAACUGACUAGGUCUCGAUGGUUAGAGCGUGAGAGGAUUAUUAGGUUAGCCUACGCGUGGGUUUUACUAGAUCUGGAAAUGAGCUUAUACCAAGACACAAAUCUUCAUAUUCCGGUAUUAGCUAUGAACUCGUCACUCCCCAGUAGCGAGGAGCUAUGGUUAGCUCCUGAUGUCGCCACGUGGCAGCAGCUCCUUACCCGCGACGACGACUCGGGUGUUGGGUCUUAUUCUACCCAACCCCUGCCGCAACCGUCGCUACGUGCACUAUUCACGUGGUUCCUAAACGAUGACCUCACACUGCGGAAACAGCAAUACCUAAACCCCUUGACCCUAAGGCUGCUUCUACAUCCAUUACACGGUCUCGUAUAUAGUUGUCGACAGCUACUUGACUGCCUUGGGGAAAUGGCCUGCUCACGAUCCUUCUCCCCUAUUACCAAGGCUUCUACGCAUGUCCGAAUGCACGAAAUAAGAUCACUGCUGAAUCGUUGGCUUAACUUAUACAAGUUAAGCCUUUCAGGCUCCUGGGGAUCAACGACAGCAGGUGGGAAUGAGACGAGUAAUGAAUUAGUUACAGCAACUCUAAUCACCUAUCAUAUUAUAAAUUUAAACACGGUCGCUAGCAUCCCGGAUAUCGAGGAAUUAGCACGGCGCGAAUUAUCUGACCAGGAACUCCGUCUAUUUUCCCAAGAGGCAAGUUCCUUCGUGCAUAGUCCUAAGGAGGCCGUGUUUCAUGCUGGUCGGAUCUUACAUCUUCUCCGCACCCUCGACCGGAAAACACGGCCGCCAUGGUGGCCAGCAGCUUUGUAUCGUUCAACUCUCUGCUUGUGGGUAUGUAGUAUAUUCUACGGGCCUCUUUGGACUUCGUCGUCAUCGUCGUCAUAUCUCUUGGUCGAUGCCCAAGAAGGAGACAGCCUUGACCCCUAUAGUUGGAAUCUAGUCAGAGGAACUAGCAAGGAUGAUUUCGUCGGUGCACCCUGGGAUUCCCGCUCACCGUCCCUCGUUCCGGCCUUAAAGAAUCCAAUUGGCACAGGAGAACCAGUCACAUUGGAACAUCCAAGUCUUGUCUUGGAAACAUGUUUAUUAGUGUUUGAUACAGGGGUGGCUACAAGGGUCUGCGAAGGAAUUCGGGGCAAGUUAAAUCAACUGUUACGCCGUAGGAAUGCACUGAACAGUAAAUAAAGCCAACUGUCCCAGUCUCCAACUCUUCAGGUACUGCCCCAAGCAAUUUCGAGCCAGAAAAACCCGUUCU